CCUACUUAAUUUUCUGUCAUUGUUGCAAAACCACCUGAUGUUGGCAUUGCGGCUCCCUUAAACAGCAGCCGUGCCUUCAGUGUUCUGAAUACUGAACCAGACGCAACCAUCGUCGGCACUUAAAUAGAACGCUUUCAUUUUGCUCGAUUUGGGUGCAAAUUGAUUCUGCUCAGCGCAACAUUGAGGAAAAGAGCUAAGUUCAGCGACUAGGUUUUUCCUCCGUAGUGCCAUUUCCAUUUCUUCUUUGCACCAUGGCUAGAAACGUGGUUUCCGACGGAGAAGACGAGGCAGAGUUCGAAGAUGAGGAACCGGAACCUGAGGGAGACGCUGUCGAGGGCGGUGAUGAAGAAGAGGAAGAAGAAGAAGACGAAGAGGGGCAGGAUGAAUAUGAAAAUGAUGGAUUUAUAGUAGAUGAUUUUGAGGAUGAUGAGCAAGAAGAAGAAGAAGAAGAGAGGGAAGAUAGUGAUGGGGAAAGGCAAAAGAAGAAGAAGAGAAGGAAGAAAAGGGAAGAAGAGAGGCUUGAUGAAGAGGAUUAUGAGCUUCUUCGUGAAAAUGAUGUUAAUGUCACUCUAACCAAGGGGAGCAAAAAAUUUAAGCGGUUAAAAAAGGCUCAGAGGGACUCUGAUGAGCGGUUUGGGCCUUCUGAUGAGGAGUUUGAUGGAAGUGGAAAGAUUGGAAGAACUGCUGAGGAGAAGGUUAAACGCAGCUUAUUUGGUGAUGAUGAAGGAGCACCGCUUGAAGACAUUGCUGAAGAGGAAGAGCAUAUUGAAGAAGAGUAUGCAGAUAUUGGUGAUGAGGAUGAAAUGGCAGACUUUAUUGUAGAUGAAGAAGAAGUGGAUGAGCAUGGAGAUCCUGUGAGACGGAAGAAGUUGAAGAGAAAGAAAUCCAGGCAGGCACCAGGAGUUUCAUCAUCUGCUCUACAGGAAGCACAUGAAAUAUUUGGUGAUGUUGAUGAACUCCUGCUGCUUCGCAAGCAAGGCUUAGAUUCUGCUGAAUGGAGGGAAAGUAGACUUGAAGAUGAAUUUGAACCUGCUGUUCUUUCUGAAAAGUACAUGACUGAAAAGGACGAUCAGAUUCGGAUGGCUGAUAUUCCAGAAAGAAUGCACAUGGUUGAAGAAAGCACCUGGAUAUAUAAUCAACUUUUGGGUGGUGCAGUACCGUUAUUUGGUAAUGAAGUGAAGAAUAUAAACGGGAGUGACUUGGCUGGUAAAAUAAAAAUAAACAGGGAUGAUAUCUUGAAAUUUUUGGAGCUAUCACACCUGCAGAAGUUAGAUGUCCCCUUUAUUACUAUGUACCGCAAGGAAGAAUGUCCAAGUCUACUUAAAGAUCUUGACCAAGAGGAAGAACAUGGUAAUCAGGAUAAAUCCAAGACACCUAAGAUAAGGUGGCACAAGGUUAUUGGACUGGUACUUUGGGCAGUUCGGGACCUGGACAGAAAAUGGUUGCUCCUUCAGAAGCGAAAGAUUGCCCUUCAUUCAUACUAUAACAACCGAUUUGAAGAGGAAUCUAGGCGGAUAUAUGAUGAAACAAGACUUAACUUAAAUCAAAAACAUUUUGAGUUCAUUCUUAAAGCUCUCAAGGCUGCUGAAUCUGAAAGAGAAGUUGAUGAUGUUGAUGCUAAGUUUAACUUGCAUUUCCCCCCUGGCGAGGUCGGUGUGGAUGAGGGGCAGUAUAAGAGGCCCAAGAGGAGAUCACAAUAUGGUAUCUGCUUCAAAGCUGGUUUGUGGGAGGUUGCAAACAAGUUUGGUUAUAGUGCUGAGCAACUUGGUUCAAAGUUAAUGUUGGAAGAGAUGGGUGGUGAUGAAUUGGAGGAUGCUAAGGAGACACCAGAGGAGAUGGGUUCAAACUUCACAUGUGCAAUGUUCGAAACUCCUCAAGAUGUCCUUAAAGGAGCCAGGCAUAUGGCUGUGGUUGAGAUUAGUUGUGAGCCAUCCAUCAAAAAAUAUGUUCGCUCUUUGUAUAUGGAGAACACUGUAGUGUCAACCAGUCCGACUGCUGAUGGAAAUGCAGCAAUAGAUUCUUUCCACCAGUUUGCAGCUGUAAAAUGGUUGCAUGAGAAGCCACUGAGUGAAUUUGGGGAUGCACAAUGGCUCCUUAUCCAAAAGGCUGAAGAGGAGAAGCUCCUUCAAGUUCACUUUAAGCUGCCAGAAGGGCAUUUAUCUAAAUUGAUAAAUGAGUGUGAUGUUCAUUACCUUAGUGAUGGUGUUAGUAAAUCUGCUCAGCUGUGGAAUGAGCAGAGGAAGUUGAUACUGCAGGAUGCACUUUUUGGUUUUCUUUUGCCAUCGAUGGAGAAAGAAGCAAGAUCCUUGUUGGCAAGUAGAGCCAAGAACUGGUUACUUCUGGAAUUUGGAAAGGCUUUGUGGAGUAAAGUUUCAGUGGGGCCGUAUCAAAGGAAGGAGAAUGAUAUUAAUUCUGAUGAGGAAGCUGCACCACGUGUAUUGGCCUGCUGUUGGGGCCCUGGAAAUCCAGCAACUACAUUUGUGAUGUUGGAUUCAUCGGGGGAGGUUCUUGAUGUGCUUUACACUGCAUCCCUUAUUUUACGUUCUCAAAAUGUUAAUGAUCAGCAACGUAAGAAAAAUGACCAGCAACGUGUUUUGAAAUUCAUAAAUGAUCACCAACCUCAUGUUGUUGUUCUUGGUGCUGUGAACUUGUCCUGUACAAAGCUGAAGGAUGAUAUUUAUGAGAUCAUAUUUAAGAUGGUGGAGGAAAAUCCUAGAGAUGUCGGGCAUGAGAUGGAUGAUCUAAGUAUUGUGUAUGGGGAUGAAUCUCUGCCCCAUCUAUAUGAAAAUUCUCGGAUUUCAUCAGAUCAACUGCCUGGGCAGUCAGGCAUCGUUAAACGGGCAGUAGCCCUUGGGCGAUAUCUUCAAAAUCCAUUGGCAAUGGUUGCAACAUUGUGUGGACCUGGAAAGGAGGUUUUAUCUUGGAAGCUUAGUCCUUUAGAGAACUUUCUAACACCAGAUGAGAAGUAUGGAAUGAUUGAACAAGUUUUGAUUGAUACAAUAAACCAGGUGGGACUUGACAUUAAUUUGGCCAUAAGUCAUGAAUGGUUAUUUGCUCCUUUGCAAUUUAUUUCUGGGCUCGGUCCCAGAAAAGCAGCAUUUUUGCAGAGAUCCCUGGUAAGAGCAGGAACAAUUUUCACCCGAAAGGACUUUUUGCAAGCCCAUGGACUUGGUAAAAAAGUGUUUGUCAAUGCAGUUGGCUUUCUGCGGGUCUGUCGCAGUGGGCUGGCUGCGAGCAGCAGCCAGUUCAUUGAUUUGCUGGAUGAUACAAGAAUACAUCCAGAAUCUUAUGUUCUUGCACAAGAGUUAGCAAAAUUUGUAUUUGAUCGUGAUGUUGAUGGUGAUACAAAUGAUGAUGAUGAUGCGUUAGAGAUAGCAAUAGAGCAUGUUAGAGAUAGGCCUAAUCUGCUGAGAACUUUUGCUAUUGAUAUGUAUAUUGAUGAAUAUAUUAAAAAGGAGAAACACGAUAAACAAGAAAAAAGGGACAAACGCGAAAAUAAGAGGGAGACUUUUUAUGAUAUAAGAAGGGAAUUGAUGCAGGGUUUUCAGGAUUGGCGUAAACAGUAUAAAGAACCAAGUCAAGAUGAGGAGUUCUAUAUGAUCUCAGGUGAAUCAGAGGAUUCACUCGCUGAAGGCCGAAUUGUGCAAGCCACCGUACGAAGAGUGCCAGGUGGAAAAGCUUUCUGUGCACUUGAAUCUGGACUGACUGGGGUGCUUAUGAAAGAAGACUACUCUGAUGAUUGGAGGGAUAUUGUUGAGUUGACUGAUAGGUUGCAUGAAGGUGACAUUCUGACCUGCAAGAUUAAAUCAAUUGAAAAGAACAGGUAUCAAGUUUUCCUGGUUUGUAAAGAGAGUGAAAUGGGAAACAACCGAUAUCAGAACACUCAAAAUGUUGAUCCAUACUACCAUGAAGACCGAAGUGCUCUAGAGAAUCAGCAGGAGAAAGCUCGCAAUGAAGAUUUGGUAAAGAAGCAUUUUAAGCCGAGGAUGAUAGUCCAUCCCCACUUCCAAAAUAUUACUGCUGAUGAAGCCAUGAAGUAUUUGUCUGACAAGGAACCUGGAGAAAGUAUUUUCCGUCCCAGUCUACGUGGACCUUCUUAUUUGACUUUGACUCUUAAAAUUCAUGAUGAAGUUUUUGCUAACAAAGAUAUUAUUGAGGGUGGGAAGGAGCAUAAGGAUAUAACCAGCCUACUUCGUAUUGGAAAGACAUUAACAAUUGGGGAAGACACUUUUGAGGAUCUGGAUGAGGUAAUGGAUAGAUAUGUUGAUCCCUUAGUGGCUCACCUGAAGGCAAUGCUUAGUUAUCGCAAGUUUAGAAUGGGAACUAAAGCAGAAGUUGAUGAGUUCCUAAGAAUUGAAAAAUCAGAGUUUCCAAUGAGGAUAGUUUAUUGUUUUGGCAUUUCUCAUGAACAUCCAGGCACAUUCAUUCUGACCUACAUACGGAGUACAAAUCCUCACCACGAGUAUGUUGGCCUUUAUCCCAAGGGAUUCAAGUUCAGGAAAAGGAUGUUUGAGGACAUCGAUCGUCUUGUUGCAUACUUCCAGAGGCAUAUUGAUGAUCCCCAGCAUGAGUUAGCACCAUCGAUCAGAUCUGUUGCAGCAAUGGUACCAAUGCGAAGCCCUGCAACUGGAGGCUCCUCAGGUAGUGGCUGGGGUGGUUCAAGCAGUGAGGGUGGGAGGAGAGGUCGAUCUUUUGACAGGGAUCAAUCUUCUACACCAGUAUCAAGAACAGGCAGGGCUGAUUAUAGAAAUAACAGUAACAGGAAUGGGCAACCAAGUGGGAUACCGCGGCCAUAUGGUGGGCGUGGUGGUGGUCGAGGCUCGUAUAACAGCAACAGAGGAAAUAACGAAGCAGAGGGAAGUUCCUGGGGUUGGUGAAUCCUUGGAACCCCCUAACAGUAGCCCUAUAUGGCUUUCGCUGAAGAAUCAAUGUUUUCCCCACAAAUUUAAUUAAUAAAUCUGUGUAAAUAUCUGCUUCUGAUAGCAUUAGGAUUUAUGAGAAACUUGCCAUGGGCAUCCCCAAUUGCAUCACCCAGUUCUCAAGGCAGCGUUUCUGCAUUUAGAGGGCUGGGAUGGAUGGGAUUAUAAGUCAAUUUUCCUCCUUUCCCCACUUCUAUUUUAGUAUGUUGACGUUCGAAUCCAUCCCCAAUUGAUCUAUCGACAACCGAAAUUCUACACACGAUUCCGACAGGAGUAAAGGACUCGAUUUUGCUUAUGUUGAUAAGAUUUUAAAAGUGUUGUAUAAUCUGAUUUAAACCAUGUAAUUUUAAUAACUAGAUGAGGUGGAU
Molecule: messenger RNA, 5287 nt
Organism: Rubroshorea leprosula
Lineage: Eukaryota; Viridiplantae; Streptophyta; Magnoliopsida; Malvales; Dipterocarpaceae
Source: the annotation of a GenBank genome assembly